This is a messenger RNA of Biomphalaria glabrata, 10200 nucleotides long. Its product is annotated as multidrug resistance-associated protein 1-like. Gene Ontology annotation, molecular function: ABC-type transporter activity; ATP hydrolysis activity; ATP binding. Lineage: Eukaryota; Metazoa; Mollusca; Gastropoda; Planorbidae. Bases 390 to 5144 code for a protein of 1584 amino acids. Gene Ontology annotation, biological process: transmembrane transport. The transcript is spliced from 33 exons. The record is from RefSeq and is a predicted model, not a curated record. Gene Ontology annotation, cellular component: membrane.
AAAGACGUAUAACAUGAAAUCGUCCACCUCUGGCUAAUUUAAAUAAACGUAAGACAAAAACACUAUUAGUAUCUCCUCGUAUUGUUUCUGUUUUCUGCCUCGCUCUUCUAUAUCAAACAUUCGAAUCAGAAGAGUGGACUCAAGUGGAGGCAGCUACAUUGACUUUUCAAUGUGUUGUAACCUUUACGAUGAGUUAUGCGCUUGUAAAAUGAUCUCUACAUCUAAGGUCUCCCAAACGCUAAAUCGUUGUGUUAAUAUGUAAAGUAAUUAUAAAGAACGCCAUUUUUAAAUAUAUAUUCAUUGAAUUGUGCCAGAAAAAAAUAUUAGACAACACUUCCAGAGUUGUAAAAGCUUUUAGGUGUGCGAUAUAUGUUUCUGCAUACAGACAAAUGAAAAUGUUAUUCUGUGGUAAUUCAACAUUUUGGGAUGAAGACUUGACUGUGAACUCAUCGUGGCCACACUUCACUCAGUGUUUCCAAUCAACAGUUUUGGUUUAUAUACCAGCAAGUUUUCUCUGGAUCAGCUCUGCUUUCUACAUUCCUUACCUUAUGUCUCGGGAUACAAGCAUACCUGGACCUUUCUCAGCUCUGUACAUCACCAAAACUUCUUUGUCCAUCGUGAUGGCCGUUUUUACUGUAUGCAUGGUUGUCAAGGAAACGUUAAUCCAACCAAAUGAAUCUCCAGACGUCAUAAAUGGACCAACAUACUCAACACCUUCAAUUUGGGUUGCCAGAUUGGUCGAGAUUUUAAGCUUUGCUUUGACUGGUGUCAUUGUUCAUCUGGAGAGAAAGAGCUGUAUUGUAACCUCAGGAGUUCUCUUCGUCUAUUGGUUGCUAUUUUUAGUCUGUGACGUUGUCCCGCUCUACACCUACGUCAUGAUGCAGAUUUACAAGGAAAAUUUGUUUCGAUUUAUCGGAAUGGUAGCUAUUCUGACGUUUGCUACGAGCCAACUGGUACUGAACAGCAUUGUGGACAUGCAGUUGAGCACUAUCAGCGGAUUAGUUUCAGCCCAUUAUUGCCCCGAAGCGUCUUCAUCUUUUCUAUCACAGAUAACAUUUUCAUGGAUAACAAAACUAAUGACCACAGGAUGUAAGCGAGCUUUGACAUCGGCAGAUCUUUGGCAGUUGAAUCCACAAGAUUCUUGCGAAACAGUUGCUAGUCGUUUUACUCGGCCGUGGCUUAUGUUUUAUAAAUCAAGCAGGUCAAACAAAACACGUAGAUCUACUAGGCAUAGCUGUUUUGUUAAGGCUAAUUCAAAUCAUGGGUCUACAUUGGUUGAACAGAUUCAUUUUAAGAAGACACGAAUUUAUGGAUCUGUGCCUAGCUGCAUUUCAAACGAAAGAACGCCUCUGUUAAAAUGGUUCAAACAAAAGAGUCCCAAACAUCAAGAAGUCUUGAAAAAACCUGGUCAAAAACAUAGAAAAUGCAAUCUACUCAAAGUUCUAUCAUUUGCAUUCGGGUUUGAAGUUAUAAUUUCAUACAUCUGUAAGGCAAUUUCAGAUGUGUUACAAUUUGUAGGGCCAUUUCUUCUAAGAGGAUUGAUUUUAAAUAUACAAAGUUCAUCUGAUCAUUCAAAAUGGCAAGGUUUUGUGUUAGCUACGGCCAUGUUGUUUGGGUCCUGGAUGCAAACGAUUUUUUAUCAUCAACAUUACCAUCUGGCUAUAAAGUCAGGAAUGAGAAUGCAAUCUGCUUUAAUGGUAGCCAUCUACAAAAAGGCUCUUAGUUUAAAUUUUUAUAGGAAAAAGUCUAAUGCAAAGAGAGAAGUGGUUUCCCUGACCUUGGUUGACUGUCAAAAGGUUCAGGACCUAAUAACAUACAUAUGGAUGGUUUGGUCAAUACCACUGCAGAUUAUACUGGCUAUGCUUAGUCUUUGGUAUGUACUUGGUUUGCCAGCAAUGGUAGGUCUUGGCUUGAUGAUGUUACUGGUUCCUUUGAACUGUAUCAUGGCCUCUAAACAGCAAAGAUUGCAGAGUCAGAAUUUUCUUUGGAAAGACCAACGCUUGAACAUGGUGAAAGAGGUCCUUUCAAGUAUCAAGGUUUUAAAACUUUAUGCCUGGGAAGAAACUUUUCAAAACAAAAUAAAUAAGUUUCGACAGAAAGAGAUGCAAAUCCUAAGAAAACUGGCUUGCUUAAAUGGAUUACUUUUAUCUGUCUGGAUAUCUGCUCCAUAUUUGGCUUGUCUGGUCUCUUUCGGCACCUACCUGGCAUCUGACUUAAGUUUGAUAUUGACUCCUGAUAUGGUCUUUGUCACAAUAGCCUUGUUCAACAUUAUACAGUUUCCAGUUUCUUUUAUACCCGAGAUGAUUGCCUUGAUAACUCAAGCUGUUUCUUCUGUUAGAAGAAUUGAAGAUUUUCUAUGCCAAAGUGAGAUAGACAAAUCACACUAUGACAGACUAGGAACAAAAGAUUGUGCUGUGUCUAUCAAGAAAGGCAUUUUCUCCUGGAAUUCCAAGGAUAACUUUAGACUUAGUGGAAUCAACUUGGAGAUCCAACAUGGUUCCUUUGUUGCUGUUGUCGGGUCUUCUGAGAGUGGCAAGUCUUCAUUGCUGUCUGCUAUACUAGGGGAGACUACUUGUCAUCAAGGACAUGUUAGCACUUUGAAUCAUAUUGCAUAUGUGCCCCAGAAGUCCUAUAUACAAGAUUGCUCCCUAGAAGAAAAUAUUUUGUUUGGGGCUAGCAUGGACUUCAAAAGAUAUAACAAAGUCAUAGAAGCAUGUGCUCUGAGACCUGAGCUUGGUAACACAGAGAUGGAUGAGGAGGUCCUAAAUCUGAACUGUGAUCAGGAAAAGAAGGUCUGUUUGGCCAGAGCUCUGUAUUCAAAUGCUGACCUCUACAUUCUAGAUGACCCACUGAGAGAUCUUGACCCACAAGAUGACAAACACAUUUAUCAGAAGGUUCUAUCACAUAAAGGGUUGAUGAAAAACAGGACUCGAAUCAUGUCUACAAAUUCCAUCCAUUGGCUGCCUCUUGUUGACGUUAUUGUAGUCAUGCAGGAUGGUCGUAUUAGUGAAAUGGGCUCAUAUCUUGAACUCAUGAAGACUCGUGGGCACUUGGCACAAUAUCUGUUCAAUAUUUUGAGAGAUGAUCUGGAGUCCAAGGCUGUAGAAGAUGAUGAAGUUCAACAAAUGAGAAAUAAAAUGUGGGAACACGUUAAAGCUGUGAAGAGUCAUUCUGAGGACAUUGCUGUUGAGGAAGUAAUAAACUACUGUAGGACCAGGUUCGAAAUGAUGUCAAGUGGCUGUGGUUCUCCACCAGAUAAGAAAGAAGAAAAGAAAACUUGCAGGUUAACAUCUAUGGAGUCUAUCAGUGGUGAAAGUCACAGGCUGACAAAGAUGGUAGCUAUGGAUAGUCAUAAUAUCAGCUUUAGUGCCUAUCUCUCGUACAUUGGCAAUGUUGGUGUAUCUUGGACAUUUGUUAUUUUUAUAAUCUUCCUCUUCCACCAGGUGUCUGGUCUAUUGACCAACAUAUGGCUGACUAAGUGGACAAGUGAUCCACGUUUCAUUUUCAAGUCAGACAAUUUCACUUCUCUAGAUAUGGUGGAUGCAAAUAGCUAUUAUCUAAAUUGGUCUGGAGCCCUUGGCAUUGCUCAAGUUUUAUUUGUUGUGACAUUUGCAUGUCUGGGAUCACUGAGGCUGGUGAAGACAGCGGACACAAUGCAUGCCACCAUGUUAGAUCAUAUUCUAAAAGCACCACUGAAUUUCUUUGAUACAACUUCAACAUCUCAGAUGGUGAAACACUUUGACCAUGAUUUAGAAGUUCUUGACACUCACCUACCUUCAGUAGUAUUUAUGUUUAUCAUAUGUGGCUUCUCUGUGUUUACCAUUGUGGUCAUCAUAAGCAUCAAUGCUCCCCUUUGUAUCAGUGUCAUCCUGCCACUGUGUAUUGCUUACUUCAUCUUACAGAAAUGUUUUGUGUCCACAAAUCAUCAGCUGAAGAAAUUGGAUGCUGCUAUGAAAGCUCCACUUAAUACACACAUAUCUGAAACAUUGGCUGGGAUCCACAUCAUACGAGCAUUUGAUGUGGCCAGCCGAUUUUGUCAGACUUUUAAGGAACUUGUGGACAGAAGUCAGGCGUUUUAUUUUGCUGGUGUGACCUCUAAUAGGUGGCUAGGUGUCUGGGUUGAAGUGGUCAGCAGUCUAGUUGUUUUUUUUACUAUUAUUUUCUCUCUUCUAACCCCAAAUGUCAAUGGUGCACUUAUUGGUCUUUCUGUCACAUAUGCCAUGCAGAUAUCACAGGCUUUAAAAUGGCUAGUGAGAUCAUCCAGUGAUAUGAAAUCUAAUGUUACCUGUGUUGCAAGUGUCAAUAAAUACAGGGACAUUUCACAAGAGGUCUCUCAUCACAAUGAUGUGAGACUUCCUCCUGACUGGCCAUCCAGAGGAGAGGUCAUUAUCAACCAAUACUCAGCUAGCUACAACCAAGCCUCAGAGCCUGAGCUAAGGCAAAUCACAUGCCAUAUAAAACCAGGUGAAAAGAUUGGCAUUGUGGGAAAACCAGAAUCUGGAAAGUUGUCCUUUACCAUGGCUCUGCUAAGGAUGUUGAAUUACUUGGAGGGCGAGAUAAUUAUAGACAAUAUCAAUAUAUCUGUAAUUGGACUUAAUGAUCUGCGAUCAAAGUUGACAAUUGUACCUCAGGAAGGUGUACUUCUCUCAGGAACCUUGAGAAUGAACCUUGACCCCAAAGGUCAGUACCUAGACCAAGAACUAUGGUCAGCCUUGAAUUUGUCACAUCUGAAGGAUAUGGUGUCAAUUUUGCCUGCAGGCUUAGAAACACAUGUUGGUGAACAUGGUUUGAAAUUAAGCCCUGGUCAAAGGCGACUGCUUUGUUUAGCCAGAGCCAUACUCCAGCACAGUAAGGUUGUGAUAAUGGAAGAGCCUAACUGCAGUGAUGAAGAGACAACAGACUCUCAAGUAUUAAAUACACUGCUACAUGGAGCCCUGAGAAACUGUACUAUUAUCAUCAUUGCACAGACUAUCAACACAAUGAUGGAAUGUGACAGAAUUAUGGUUCUUGAAUGUGGUGAGAUAAUUGAGCUCAGCACACCUCAAUGUUUACUCCAACAAGAAAAUAGCUAUUUCUUCAAGUUGAUCAACUCCUCAAACCCUAUUGUUUACUCCAACAAGAAAACAGCUAUUUCUUCAAGUUGAUCAACUCUUGACUUGAUGAUUGAUGUCUCUAAACUUUUAAUACUUGACGAGGCAUUUAGAGGCCCAAAGAAAAACCCUUGUAGAAGACAGGCACAGAAGAUGUAUAGAAAACUUGAAAAGAUACUAGGCAGACUACAACUUUGUCUGCAUCAGAUGUGGGAAAAUAUGCAGGUCACAUCUGAGUUGGCGUGGUGAUGGAAAACACUGCACUCAUUCUUAAUUUUGGCAUCAAAGACAUUUUCAUUAUUAGGUUUCAAGUUGUGUAUGUGCUGGGGAAUGAAGGUAUAUAAAAAACUGUACAAGUUUUAUGAUAAGUAUAGUAGUUGUUCCAAAUUUUACUAUGUUUGUUUACUUUAAGUUACUGUAAUUUUUAUAAUCCACAAGCUUGUUUUGGACAUAAAGGAAUAUUUCUUUUAACAUUAUAGAUGUAAACCAAUAUAAUCAACACACUAUUAUAAUCCUGAGUAUAAAUUAUGUAUGCUUAUGGUUUGCAAUUUACUUUAAAUCCAAGUAAAAUCAUAUAUUUGUUUAAAACUAAAUAUAUCUUACAAUUAGACUACAGAUAUACAUAUUAUGUUAUCCAGAUGAAAUACAUAUAUCCUUCAAAGUAGACUGUUUAUCUAUACUUUGAAAAUUGUAACAUUGAAGGCAUGCAUUAAAAUGCCUUGUAAGUAAUGUAAAUUUUCUAUAAUUAUAAGAUUGUAUUGCUUAUUGUCAUAACAUAAGUAUGUAUUGUUUUUACUGUUAAUGUUUUUUUAAUCUAUUAUAUAUAUUAGGUCGCAGAUGGGGCUGCGUAGCCACAGGAUAUACUGCAUUCCUCAUUAAUCUUUGGACUCGAAGAUAAUCCUUAUUAUUAUUAUUUCCCAGAAAAGCUGCAUUCUAUAUAUUAAAAGUAUUUAUUUUUAAAAAUCUCACAUAUUCCUUAUUUUUAAAGCACUUUUUUUCUUUUUCUCUAUGUCUACUUAUUUUUCAUAUGCCCUACAUCAGUGAUGCCCAACCUUAUUCGGUCUGUGGGCCAUUAUAAUUUUCGGGAUUUGUGUCGCGGGCCAUAACACCAAAAAGAAAUAAAAUAUAUACAAUAAGCUAUUUUUAAUAGUUUUAUUUAUGGACCUACUUACAUAAACUAAUGUGAAGCAUGAAGUUUAUCCAAAACCAUCUUCUGAUUAUCUGGCUGCAUAGAUGAAACGCCAAGUCGGAGCACUGAAUCUAUAUGUUCAUCUGUGAGGCGAUUACGUAACAUGGUUUUCGCCCGUUUCAUCAUUGAAAAAGUUUGUUCACACAAAUAAGUGCUUGAAAACAUUGUGAUUAUCCUUAGUGCUUGUUUUUGCAGAUUUGGAAACGCUUCUGCAGGUAACAUGGAGUAGAAGUCAAUGGUCUGCAGCACUUAAAAUUUGUCAAGCAGGGAUGUCUGGCUUUGUAAGUCAAUCAGUUCCAGUUCUAGAUCUGUCGGAGCACUUGACACAUCGGCAGCAAACGGAUUUUCAAAAAAACGGAUUUCAUUUUUUAAAUUCUGAAAAUCCACAAAUCUUUCACUGAAAUUAUUCAUCAAGAGCCUCAGAAGUUGGAUCAUUCUUUCUUUAGGGAAAGACAUAUUUAGCUGCUUAUCAUUUUGUAGAGUGGUACAGGUUGGAAAGUGGUCAAGAUGCACCUUUUUCGCCUGUUGAAUGAAGAGUUGCAAUUUUGUUUGGAAAGCACAAUUUGUCUUUCCCUUGUAGUUUGGUGUUGAGUUCAUUUAGAUGUGAUGUGAUGUCGCAUAAAAUAGCCGAAUCCCACAACCAUGAGGGGUAGUUCAGUUGUGGCACUUGUUUUGAUUUAUCGGUCAUAAAUAUUUCAAUUUCGUGUCUCAAAUCAAAAAAACUUUUAAUACCUUUCCUCGCCUUACCAGCCCCCCCCACCCACCCCCUGCACUUCACUGGGAAAUAGAACGUCUUCAUAUUCCGACUCUACUUCUGUCAGAAAAUCUUUGAAAGUUCUGUGCUUCAACGCCUGUGAUUUGAUGAAAUUUACAGUGUUGAGCACAAUCAUCAUCAUAUGGUCCAGAUUCAAAACCUUUCCACAGAGAUUUUGUUGGUGAAUGAUGCAGUGAAGCCGCAGGGGUUCAGUUCCAUUUAACUCAACAACUUUUUUAAUAACUCUUGCUGCCAUUCUGCUGUGACAUCCAACCAUAUUUCAAGCGCCAUCAGUACUCACUCCAAUUAAUUUAUUCCAAGGAAGAGCAAGGUCCUCUAUGAUGGUUGACACUUCUUUGAACAGGUCUUCUCCAGUUGUAGUCCCAUGCAUGCUCCUCAUAGCUGCUAAUUCUUCUGUUAUAUCAAAAUUGCUGUUUGUACCGCGAAUAAAUACCAAGAGUUGCGCAGUAUCAGUUAUGUCAGUGGAUUCGUCAGCAGCAAUAGAAAACAUUUCGAAUUCGGCUGCUCUGUCUUUUAAUUGUGAAUGAAGAUUUACCCCCAUAUCUUCCACUCGCCUUGUACUUUGUCAUGUGAGAAAUGUUGACAGCUUCUACUGCAUUCUUCUUUUCAGGACACAUUUCUUCCAUCACUGCUAGCAAGCACUUUUUUACACAUUCGCCAUCGGAAAAAAUCUUCAUCGCUCUACUUAAGAUGUGAGCAACUCUGUAGCUGGCCCUUAUCGCCGACUCAUUUUCUUGUCUCUUUUUGUUAAAUAUUCUUGUCAAUCCCCCAAUCUCGAGUCGUAACUUGGCAAUCUUGUCUUCGCGGCUCAAACCAAGAAUGCCACCAUAUGUGUUUAUGUGUUUGGCUUCAUAAUGCCUUUUAAUGUUAUGUUCUUAAAAAACAACCACAUUUUCUUUACAAAUCAAACAUGUUGGCUUCCUAUCAUAUUCAACAAAAAAGUGAAGAUCUGUCCACUUUUCUUGAAAGUUUCUACAUUCAGAGUCCACUUUUUGUAUCUUAGGCUCUCCCAUUUCAUUAAAUCACAAACGUUAAACACUACGGUACCAAUUGCUUUGAUAUCAAAAGAACAAGACCCAAAACGAUGCAUCGAUGAUCUGUGUUGCACACACAAGGUGUCAAGGACACGGCUAGCUCAAGACAGUAGCGGAACUUUCCAAGAAUUAAAAAUAGCUGUCUAGUUUUAUCGCCAUUGAAAAAAAAAACACUUGUGUUCUUACAAUAAAAAAAAUAUUUACUAUGAAUAUUAAAAUACCAAACAUAAAGAUGGAAUUCAUCAAAGAAUGAGUGAGAAUCCUAACUGAAAGAGAAUAUUUUUUCAACAUUCUAAUUUUUUAAUUUAAAGAAAAAAAUAAUUAUUAUUUUUUUACAUUUUUAAAAUUUUUUUUUCUUUUUUUUUUUUACAUUUUGUUCCAAUGCUUUGGCGGGCCGGAUAGAAGCACGUGCGGGCCGUAGUUUGGGCAUCGCUGCCCUACAUCAUUUCCACUUCCUCUUAGACAAAACCAAUCCUAAUCUAUUAUAUAUUUGUAAGUUAUCACUCAUUGAUCACAAAAAGAUGUCUUAAACUGUCAUACAUAUCCGCAUCAAAUUUUGUACACAGGUUCCUUUUACCUCCUAGAUGCUCACUUAGAACAUUUUUUUGACAGAAUCGCAAACUUUGGACUGCUAUUCCCAAAAAACCACAAGUUUUCUAUCAAACCUUUGUAUUUUCGAUAUUUCCAAAAAAAAAAGCUGCAUUCUACAUAUAAAGCAGUAAAAUAAAUCACACAAAGUCUGUAUUUUUAAAGCCAUUUUUUUCCUUUUUCCCUUAGUCUUAGUCUAUUCCUGUUUUAAUAUACUGCCUUACAUUUUUGUUUUCUACCUUUUUUUUUAGCCAGAAAAGUGUUGUGCUUGUAAACAAAGGAUGUUAUCAUCAGACUGAUGGUAUAUUAAACUAUAUAUACUUUCUGAACCUAGUUGUACUGCAGAUUUUUUUAAAACGAUUUGCAUGUGUAAGAUUAUAAAUUAUGUUUCAUAAACUUAAAUCUGUCAACAUAUAAUUAUCAAACAAUUGAGUAUCAUUGAAAUAGUGGGUUGGGAAAAAUACAUCCCCUACAAGAGGAGGAUGUUAGAUGGUUUAAUUUGAGACAUAAAACUCAGGGACAUCAUCCGUUUCAGUAGAAAAUAAAACAAACAAUCCAGGCUUGCACUUAAACUCAGGGACAGAGAAGGGUCAACUAUAUAAUCCAUUGUGUUAUCAUUUUGUAAGCAUUUAAUCAGUAAACUUUGUAUUUAGGCUACAUUUUAGUAUUGCAUGUUGAAAUGAAUACAUUGGAAACAAUUAGAGCUCCAUCUUGUAACGCAUUUCUUCAUUAUUUGUCUGUUAGUUUAAAUGUCACAUUUUCAUGAGAUGUAGUCGUUUCAGACAGUUGUUGCCAAUUUCAGAAAGAGGCGUGAGUGAGUGAGUGAUAUAUUGUGUGAUGACCUAAUUGGACUUUGAUUUUAAGCUUUGUCAAACCAUAGACAGACAUAACAUACAAUACUAGGAGCAACUUUUGGAUGUGUAGAAACUUCCAGAUUGAAGGCAGUAGUUCAAGAAGGUGGUUGAGUCACAUCUUAAUGAAAAUUGAAUUAGUUACAAAUUUAGUUACCAGGAUGCUCUGUGCACCUAAGGACAAGAAGUGUAGAUAUGUGUACACAGUGCCAUUGAAAAAAUAUUCAGGUGGGGGUUAUGUCUAUCUAUAUCCUUUUUAUGCAUGAAGCUGCUUGGACAUGACCACCAUGUUGCACAGCUCAGAACAGACUCAAAUAUAAAAUAUAGAAUUAUCACAAGCAUAUUUGUUUUGUUUUAUCUCUUUCAAAAAAAAAAAGGGGGGGGGGGUCCUCCUUCUUAGAUAGACAGAAAAGUAAACUAUGGAGAAUGUCCCCAGAUCCCAAAGAUAGCACAGUGGAAAAUUGCACAUUAAGACUGGACACACUAAAUUUUAGUUCAUAGCCCACGAGAUACAAAUAUCAAGAGGAACAUUAGAAAUAGUUUUGUUGCCAUUUUUCUCAAGUUGUGACUUGACCACCGACUUGAUCUUGAUGUAUUUUUGUAAACAGAAAUGUAUGGGUCAUUUUAAUAGUGCGAAUUAAAGAACAAUCAACGUUAUUCUUAUUUCGUCAAA